UCACGAUGAAAAUUUUUCUCAAGUUUUUCCACUCAUUUCUUUGCAAAAUGGCAAAGUUUCCGGUCGUGAAAAAGUUUUUGUGCAUUUUUGAUCUUCAAAAUUCAAUUUAUUUUAUUUCAAUAUUUAAUAUCGUGUUUUGUUGCUUUCUGAUUUAUGUCGAUGCCAAUGAACUUAUACAUCGAGUCGAGGAGUAUAAAAAGUCAUUGGAUUUGGGUGGUGAUAAGGAUGAUAGUGAUUGGUUCACAUUACUUCAAGUUUCAAAAAUAGUAAUCUACAUCUUCACAAUCACUGCAAAUAUUCUGCUUUGCUGUGGGAAUUUUAUCAUUAAAGAUAUUUGCUGCUCGUUAACAUUCUACGUCAUGUCAAUUAUUGUAGCUGUUAUGACUCUUGCUAGUGGAUUAUAUCACAUUUUACCUCAUUAUAUUGGAUUUUCAAUAGCAAAUAUUUAUUUUGUGGUCUGUGUCUACUCAUUGGAGAUGAAUUUGAUGGAAAGGAAGGAGAUGAAGAAGGCGAGGGAACAGGAGUUUGAUAGGGAUCGGAUGAAAGGGUUUUGAAGAGAAGGCUGGCUUAAGUUUUGUGAGAACUAGCGUUGUAAAUGGAUUUAGAGGAGGUUGGCAGAGUUUUGUGUUAAAUUUGUCACACUAUUAGCUGAUUUUGUUCAAAAGUUGUCAGAAUUUCAGCUGACUUGUUCAUAAUUUGUCAGAAUUUCA
Chironomus riparius is the source of this 710-nucleotide messenger RNA. The record is from the annotation of a GenBank genome assembly. NCBI's taxonomy places the organism in Eukaryota, Metazoa, Arthropoda, Insecta, Diptera, Chironomidae.